This is a messenger RNA of Oncorhynchus kisutch (coho salmon), 10383 nucleotides long. Its product is annotated as microtubule-associated protein 2. The transcript has 23 exons. Bases 332 to 6928 code for a protein of 2198 amino acids. Gene Ontology annotation, biological process: microtubule cytoskeleton organization; neuron projection development. The record is from RefSeq and is a predicted model, not a curated record. Gene Ontology annotation, molecular function: microtubule binding. NCBI's taxonomy places the organism in Eukaryota, Metazoa, Chordata, Actinopteri, Salmoniformes, Salmonidae. Gene Ontology annotation, cellular component: neuron projection.
UUCCUUUGCCAGUCUGCGCUCCGGCAGAGCGAGUUCUACUGCGAAGCCAGACACUGCACCGAACAGGUCUCUGAACGUCUCUGAAAUAAUUUUUUUCUCCUCCGCGUGCUGAAAGGAAAACUGUUAUCCUCUCCUCAGCCUUCUCUCACCAGGUGUGAAUAGGUUGUCCCUUGGUAUCGUCUUUCCUUGGUCAUCUCUGUCCUGUCCCGUACCGUACUUCUGAAGAUAAGAGGCCUCUGUCUGCACCGACCUCAAAUCACCACCUCGAGUCUCACACUGCCUUACCAGCUAUAAGGAGAGACUCCCUCCCUGGUCGCGACUGACCCCCAGCAUGGCAGACAGUCGUCAACGUGAAGACACCCCCCCCCAGUGGGAUCCGUCGGGGGCACAGGACCCCUCUCCUCCCCCAGCCCAUGGGGCUAAUGGCUACCCCCCCUCCUACAGGGCGUGCCAGCCAGGGACGGCCCAUGGAGCAGCACCACCCUCCUACACCGCCAGAGAGAAUGGCUUCAACGGCGACCAUGCAGUUACGGCUGAGCAAGUGUCUGCGCGGAUCGUGCAGGAGGUGACAGCCGAGGCAGUGGCAGUACUGAAGGGAGAACAGGAGACAAGACUGCCCUCAGUUGAAGACACGGCGAACCUGCCUCCCUCCCCUCCUCCCUCACCUGCUGCUGAACACUGCUUUGGACCCCUGGAUCAAGAUGUAGGGGAUGAGGAGGAGGAGGCCUGCCCUCUCCACCACUUCCAAAAUUCUCGGGAGAGGUGCAAGUUCCUCGCCCCCUCCAUCUCUGUGUCUAUGCCCGAGGAUGACCCCUACCACUCUGACGAGGAAUACUAUGAUCACCCCUUGUUCAGCCCUGAGUGGGAUCGCUCGGUCUCCUCUCGGCCCUCAGUGCCGGCCGCUGCCUUUAGACAGAUCCAAGAGACCGUCGAGGCUCUUACAGACACAUUCGAGGAGGAGGAGGAGGAGGAGGAAGAGGUGUUGAUGUUGGAGGAGGAGAUGGAAGGGGCAGCAGCAGAAAUCGCAGCAGCUCUUGAGGAGCUGUGGAGUGGGGAUGAGCCUGAGCUGGACAGCCCCCCAGCCGAGCCCUUAGAGCAGGCAGAGGCCAUAGGCGAGGCCCAUACUGUGCCACCCAUACAGGCCGAGGCAGCUAGUGCCGCCCCAGAAGGCCCUAACGGGAGGGUGGAGGAGGAGGAGGUGGCAGAGGCUGAGGGGGAGGAGGAGAGUCCUGAGGAAGCCUUGAAGAUGGACACGGACAAACCAGACAGCGAGAGGAGUGGAUCCCUCAGCCCAGACUUCACUGAACAAGAGAGUCCAGCUUUCCUCAGCAGGGACCACACAGCAGCACCCCUGAUCACCAAAACGGACAUGGCUUCCCCUUCCCCUUCUCUGUCCCCUUUACCUUCAAACAGCCAGAGCCAAGCCAAAGAGCUUAGCAAAAUGUCUAUACUGGAUGAACCUAAAACAGUCUCAGAGAAGCAGCCGUCAGUGGAAGUUCUUGAGUCCAGUAACCUCACGACGGAUUCAGGGUCUGGGUUCACUACAGCUGGAGGCCAAGGUCAAGGACAAGGUGUCCCAACUGACUCUAACAAAGACAAAUCGGGCAUGUCAGCUUAUUUCGAGACUUCGGCCCUGAAGCCAGAUGAGGGAUCCAAGGGGGUUCAAGCAGAAGGUUAUUAUGAACUGAGCACCGCAGGAGAAGAGAAGAAGGUCUUAGGGAGCAGUUCCCCAACAGUUCCGUCACCCCUUGAGAUCAACUACAGCAUGCUGGCACAAACACAGUCAGUGGAGGAGAAAUCAGACACGAUGGGAGAUCAAAAGGAGACCUUACCGGCCCUGGACAGGAGUAACGAAUGUAGGCUGUCUCCUGGGAAGCUGGCCCUGGAUCAAAGAAGCUACUCUCUCAACAUUACGAUUGGAUCGAUGGAUCCCAGUGGUCAUGGACGACCUAGAAACUUCUCCCCACUGGCCACGGAUAUCAUGUCUUUUACCAGCGGCAGUCUGGAGGAGUCUGCCAACUAUCUCCCAGUCACCACCCCAUCUGUGGAGAAGGAGCCACCACCCUUCCGUCCCCUGAUCCUGGAGACGGCAGCCUCAGUCACGUCCGACUCUUCAUCUCCUCCCCACAACACAGCAACAGAGACCCCCAGUGAAAAGACCAGCCCCCAGGGGUCAGAGUCCCCAGAAUCUCCCUUCCCACCCAAAUACUACUACAAAAACGGGACAGUCAUGGCUCCUGACCUACCUGAAAUGCUGGACCUUGCGGGCAGCAGGUCUAGACUGGCUUCUGAGAACACUGACCCUGAGAUCAUGAGGAGGAAGUCUGUCCCUGUGGACGCCCAAGUCCUUGGCAGCGACUCCCUGGCUAACCUGGUUCUGGGGGACCAGAGUCAGAACCAGAGUCUUGCCAAGAGUGAGAGCCAGCUGGAGGAGUUGGGUUACUGUGUGUUCAGUGAGUACUCAGGGCCCAUGCCUUCCCCUGCUGACCUCCAUAGUCCCAUUGACUCCCCGCCCCAGCGCUUUACCCCUAUGGCUCUGGAGGAAAAGAUGGCGGAGGAGAAACUGAAAAUCGAUGCCAGAGACAAACUAGCCGAAGACGAGAAGACCAGUCAGUUAGCUGAGAGCGCCGGUUCCAAAGAAAAAGAAGAAACCAAACAAAUGGGACAGAAGGAUUCAGCUUCAGAGGAAAAAGACAACAAAAAGAUCAGCCAUGAAAAUGCUUCCAUGGAAAACCAAAAAGACAAACCAGCUUCAGCUCUGAAGUCAGCCGAGUCCUUUGUAACUCCUACAGUGACAGUUACCCUGGAAGAGGAGGGGAAGCUAGGAGACAAUGGACCCGAGACAGAUGCUGAGAUGGCUGCCUAUGAGAGGCAGAUCCGCCGGCUGGAGAUGGAGGACAGGCCUCUGAGCAUGGAGGAGGAGCGGGAGCUGCAGGAGCUCAGGGAGAAGGUGAAGGACAAGUUCCUGGUGCACCAGGAGGCAUACGAGGAGGUGGAUGCUGAAGACGUCUACCAACUGACUGGAGUUGCCAAGGACAGGAUCAGCAGGCCCGUUAGGCCCUCCCCAGCCUCCUCUGUGGAGAGUACCACAGAAGAAGACAAUGUUUCAGUUAUGGAGACAGAGAAACCUAAACAGAUGGAAGGUCAGACAACACCAAAGAAGGUUGACAUCAUGGUGAUGUCUCCAUCUGUGUCAGUUGGUGGUUCGAGCACCACAGAAGAAGACACAGUUUUAGUUACGGAGACAGAGAAACCUAAGCAGACAGGAGGUCAGACAACACCAACAAAGCUUGACGUCAUGGCAACGUCUCCAUCUUUGUCAGGUGAUGGUGUGAGCACCACAGAAGAAGACACGGUUCCUGUUAUGGAGACAGAGAAACCUAAACAGAAUGGAGGUCAGACAACGCCAACGAAGGUUGACAUCAUGGUGACUUCUCCAUCUGUGUCAGGUGAUGGUGUGAGCACCACAGAAGAAGACACGGUUCCUGUUAUGGAGACAGAGAAACCUAAACAGAAUGGAGGUCAGACAACGCCAACGAAGGUUGACAUCAUGGUGACUUCUCCAUCUGUGUCAGGUGAUGGUGUGAGCACCACAGAAGAAGACAAGAUUUCAGUUACGGAGACAGAGAAACCUAAACAGACGGGAGGUCAGACAACACCAACAAAGCUUGACGUCAUGGUGACGUCUCCCUCUGUAUCAGGUGAUGGUGUGAGCACCACAGAAGAAGACAAGAUUCCAGUUCUGGAAAUAGAGAAACCUAAACAGACGGGAGUUCAGACAACGCCAACCAAGGUUGACAUCAUGGUGACUUCUCCAUCUGUGUCAGGUGAUGGUGUGAGCACCACAGAAGAAGACAAGAUUUCAGUUACGGAGACAGAGAAACCUAAACAGACGGGAGGUCAGACAACACCAACAAAGCUUGACGUCAUGGUGACGUCUCCCUCUGUAUCAGGUGAUGGUGUGAGCACCACAGAAGAAGACAAGGUUCCAGUUACGGAAAUAGAGAAACCUAAACAGAAUGGAGGUCAGACAACGCCAACCAAGGUUGACAUCAUGGUGACUUCUCCAUCUGUGUCAGGUGAUGGUGUGAGCACCACAGAAGAAGACAAGGUUCCAGUUACGGAAAUAGAGAAACCUAAACAGAAUGGAGGUCAGACAACGCCAACCAAGGUUGACAUCAUGGUGACUUCUCCAUCUGUGUCAGGUGAUGGUGUGAGCACCACAGAAGAAGAAAAGGUUUCAGUUACGGAAAUAGAGAAACCUAAACAGAUGGGAGGUCAGACAACGCCAACAAAGAUUGACCCCAUGACGACGUCUCCAUCUGUGUCAGGUAGUGGUGUGAGCGCCACAGAAGAUGAUGACGAGAAAGUUAGCAAAGAGGAGCUGAAGGAGCAGGUUGUAGAGGUCAAAGAGAGGACCAUGGAAGAAAAUAAAAAGGUAGAGGGGGAGAAGGAGGAUACAGAGCAGGCAGUGGAACCAGAUGAAAUCAUGAUAAAGAUAAAACCAUCAAUGCCUGUAGAGAAAGAAGAGAAGGUUGAGAAGGAUAGAAUGACAAACAAGGAGGAAGAGGAGGAGGAAGAUAGUGAAGUUCUGGCAGGGGCAGGAGCAGCGUUGAUUGAUGUUCCAGAACCCAGAGCUGCCAUAGAGUCAGUGGUGACUGUAGAAGAUGACUUCAUCACUGUAGUCCAGACCAUCGACGAGGGUGAGGAGCCAGGACACAGCGUGCGUUUUUCCGCUCCGCCCGAGCCUGAGACACCAGAGGAGGAGGAGGAGGAGUCCCAGGAGGUGGAGAUCAUGGAGGCAGCUAGUCUAGAGGAGGUGGGGGAUGUCUCAGAGGAGGUCCUUGAGAAGGAGGUGCAGGCCUCCCGAGAGAAGGAGGUGCAGUUGGAGACCGAGGGACAGACAGAGAGCUACGACAGAGACGAGACCACCAUGGACGACUCCAUCCUAGACAGCUCUUGGGUCGAUACUCAAGAUCUCUCCACUGUAGAUGUGGAUGAUGACAUGAGCAUGGCUGCCGAGCAGAUCGAGCCCCUGAGAGCCGACCGGGUCCCAGCCCCACCAGUCAAGAAGUACAAGACUCUCCAGCAGCAGAAGCAGGAAAAGCAGCCAGUGAAGCCCAAGGCUAAAAGCGCGCGUGUGAGGGGGCGCGAGGGGUGCGUCUCCACCCCUGAACGUAAACCCGUCCGCAAGGAGACUGUCUGUAUCCCCAGGGAAGACAUCAAGAAGAAAAAAGCCGUGAACAAGAAGACUGAGCUGACUAAGAAAGCAGAGACGCGCUCCUCUCCAUCCCGGAAGAGUGUGUUAAAGCCUACUGCGGUCCGACACCCAAGUCCCGCCCAGCCCCAACCCCACCCCUCUGCUAGGAGGAAACCUACAGUGGGUGUACCAGAAGGUCGUCGGCCCCUCAGUGUAGCUAGACAGUCUCGGGACAGAGCCUCAUCACCACCAUUAACAAAGAUCCCCACCUGUAAAACGCGAGUGGUCGCCCUCCUGCCCCCCCGCCCUAACUCGUCCUGCUCCUCCCACACUAAAAAGAACUUGCUGGGGGAGGUGGAGCUUGAUAGGCCCCGCCCCUCCUCAGGUGGGCCUCGUGACUCUACCACACUACCCAGACUGAUAUACCUGGAUGGCGGUUCGCAGAGCCCAAAAAGGUCGUCCCUGCCCCGGCCUGCCUCUGUCCCGCGGCCUGCCUCUAUCCUCAGCCGGCGUACCCACCACCAACCACAUGACCAGGAGGAGAGCUCCACCUCUAUCACCAGCUCCGGCUCUACCGCACCCCGUAGACCCACGUCAUUCAGUACAGAGGUCAGGGCGGAGCAUAGGACAGGACGCGCCCCUAGUUGGACAGGCACACAGUCGAUGCGUUCCCGUUCACUGUGCACCACAACCCGCACCCCAGGGUCCACAGCCAUCUCCCCUGGGACUCCUCCCAGCUACAGCUACUCCUGCCGCACACCUGGGACCCCUCUCACCCCUGGCACACCCCGUUCUCGAAGCCUGCUGCAGGAGAAGAAGGUGGCUCUGCUCCGCACCCCUCCCAAGUCACCUGCUACCACUCCCAAACAGCUCCGCAUCCUUAACCAGCCCCUUCCCGACCUCAAGAACAUCAAGUCCAAGAUCGGCUCCACAGACAACAUCAAGUACCAGCCCAAGGGGGGACAGCAACACAGAGGCAGGGGUCAAACGGCCACCACAACAGAGCCCAAACGCAGCCCGUCGUGGAUCUGGAGAUUGCUCCUUCGCCUGGUCUCUCUCUCCUUAUAUCUGUCUGCUGCACACAGUGUGACGUGGGCCCCCAUGCCAGCCAAAGACCAACUGAUUCAGAUUUUAAACAAGAAGCUGGACUUCAGUCACGUACAGUCAAAAUGCGGAUCCAAGGAUAACAUGAAGCAUUCUCCUCGUGGAGGCCAUGUGCUUAUUCCCAGUGUUAAACUGGACUUUAGCCAUGUUCAGUCUAGGUGUGGCUCCCUGGACAAAAGACAGUAUGCUGCGGGAGGGGGAAAUGUGCAGAUUCAGACCAAGAAGAUUGACCUGAGUCAUGUGACCUCCAAGUGUGGAUCGCUGGACAACAUCCGCCACCGGCCAGGGGGAGGUAACGUGCGCAUAGAGAGUGUGAAGCUGGACUUUAAAGACAAGGCCCAGCCCAAGGUGGGUUCCCUGGAUAAUGCACACCACACCCCUGGUGGAGGCCACAUUAUGAUCGAAAGCCACAAGCUGUUGUUCCGUGAUAUGGCCAAGGCCCGGGUGGACCACGGGGCGGAGAUCAUUGUGACCCAGUCUCCGGAAAUGGGCAUGUCAGGGACGGUGUCCCCCCACCGCGAUAGCCACCUGUCCUCCUCUGGCAGCAUCAACUUGCUGGAGUCUCCACAGCUAGCCACUCUAGCUGAAGACGUCACCGCCGCCCUGGCCAAGCAGGGCUUGUGAGCGCCUUGACCCCUUCAGCCCAGGCACCAGAUCUCUUGACCUUCCCCCUGCCUCCAGUCCAACCCAGCUCUGGACACCUUCCCCCUGCUUCCAGUCCUGAACCCCUCAUCUUGCCUCAAGUUCAACCUGACCCCAAGCCUUGGACUCUCUCACUUGCUUCUAGUCCAGCCCAAGUUCCCUCAUCAUGCCUCCACCCAGCCUCCAAUCUCCCUCCAGUCCACCCCCAGCCUCGGGUACCAAACAGCCCACACAAAUCUCUGCCUCAACCCUGCCUCAACCCCACCCUGCCUCAACCUCACUCUGCCUCAACCCCACUCUGUCCCCCGGAAACCUUCUCUGUGCCUCCAUCCAGCCUCUAUCCUUCCCUGCUACCUGCCAUGCGGUCCAUCUCAAACACCCUCACCCCAUCAUGCCUCCCAUCCAUCCCAGGCCAUGGACACCCUCACCCCACCAUGCCUCCCGUCCAUUCCAGGCCAUGGACACCCUGACCCCACCCUGCCUUCUGUCUAUUCCAGGCCCUGAACACCCUGAACCCACCCUGCCUUCCGUCCAUUCCAGGCCCUGAACACCCUGAACCCAUCCUGCCUUCUGUCCAUUCCAGGCCCUGGACACCCUGAACCCACCCUGCUGUCCGUCCAUUCCAGGCCCUGGACACCCUGAACCCACCCUGCUGUCCGUCCAUUCCAGGCCCUGGACACCCUGAACCCACCCUGCUGUCCGUCCAUUCCAGGCCCUGGACACCCUGAACCCACCCUGCUGUCCGUCCAUUCCAGGCCCUGGACACCCUGAACCCACCCUGCUGUCCGUCCAUUCCAGGCCCUGGACACCCUGAACCAACCCUGCCUCCAGUCCAUUACAGGCCCUGAACAUCGUGAACCCAACCUGUCUCCCGUCCAUCCCAGGCCCUGGACACCCUCUUCCCAUCUUGCCUUCAGUUCAACCACCCAGGCUCCCUCACCCUGUCCCAAGCCUCCUGUCAACCCCAGCCCAGAUGCCCAGACACCCCCCCAUCCUGCAGCAGCUUCAUACUCACCGCCUGAUGGAGCUGCCUACCCCACCCUAUGUCAACAAGACAAAUUAAGAAAAAACAACAACCCUUAUGGAACUAGAGACUAUUUAGAAAGUACUUUUGGUCAAUUGUUUGUUGAUAUUUCCAUUCCAAGUACUUGUACUUUUUUUCUCCAUCUUUUAUCUGGUGUAUUUUUUUAAUGCUCCGUAUAGAUAGAUAGUGUCCAAGCACUGACUCAAGAUCAGCUGUAGCUCUUUGCACAACAUAAUCUGGGUAUGGGCCAGGUAUAGGGUGGGCUGGUCUCUGUUCAGUUCUUAGGAGCAGCCUUUUCUUACACUAAGUAGGAAGUCACGUGGCCAUGCCCAUACAGUACUCUACCCAUGCCAAUGCCGCCAGCACGUCUUGUUUUGCUCAGUAAAGUGCAUGGACGCCAGACUCAACAUUCACUAUACAUCAAGCAUCCUUGCAGCUAGUCCCAGAUCCAAUAUAUAAUAAAUAUAUAAACAGUAUAUUGAAAAUAUGUAUAAAUAUACCAGCUCUUUGUCUUCAACAACAUCUCUUCGAAAAACCAUUUAAAAAAGUGAUUAGUCCUAUAAGUAUCUUAUACCUGAAAAAUUGCAUUAUUUCAAUAACUAGAUAAUGGUAUGAUGAGCAUGUAUUGAUUCUAGUUACAAAAAGAGGCUAUUUUCUAGUUCAAAUAAAAUGAUUUUAGUAAGUUAUUUCCUUAAUCGUUGGAUAGAAAAAUUAACACUUCAUGUUUUUGUAGAUAUUAGUUGACUAGUAUGUUAUGCUUGUUGAAGUUGACUUCAGACAACUGUGCUGGUAUUGCUAAGGAGUACAUCUUCCAGGCCUGCAACAGAGUACUAACGGCCCUGCAAAUGACUAGUGCCCUGUCCUGGUGGCGUACAGUAGUUGUACAUCAAGCUGCCUCCCAUUACAGAAACAGGAGAUAAGCUCCUGCCCCUAUGGGCCGUUCUGGCUCAGACCAGGCUUACUUUAAUUACAGAGAACUAACCAAUGCUACUUUCUCUGGGAGCUGUCCUACUAAAAGGCUGCUUAACCAGUCCUAGUUUAGUUUAAGAGGAUGCUGCUUUGAUUCUCAUCUCAAAUAUCUCAGUUCAAAAGAAACGAUGAUAUAGCUAGGAGCUCACAGAAGCUGUGAUCACAAUCCAUUCACCAUGAUAGCAAUAGGCAUUGGAUGGCUGUAAGAUAUUUUAGUCCAUAGUGUUCGAUGAACUCCCCAAGGCUCUCAGAGCAGGCUGAGAUUGAACUCACGAGGGCUUGCAGUUGUCUGAACCAUAUUGUAGAUGAAGCUAUUAUUUAAAGAUGACAUUUACAAAGCAGCUGUGGAACUCUGGACCCUGUGUCCCUACAGUUCACUUCUGGAUGCUAGGUUUGUUUUGUGUAAAACAUUUAGGGGGGGAAAAGAAAGGGGGAAAAUAAAUAAAAACUACAUUUCAUAAAAACAAUCUUUAAAAAAAGGAAACUCAACAAGUCAUGUUGCAUCUGUUUGAUAAAGUGUUCCUCUAUAUUUUUUCUGUCGCUAUUUUGUGGUAUUUAUUCCUCCUUCUUUUAGUAUUAAUGUUUGCUUCUGUGUUGUUUCUGCACCCCCCUAUCCCCUAUCCCCUACCCCCUAAUCCCUGAUCCCCUAACCUCUACCCCAACCUACAGCAACUGUAAAUGUAAUUAAAAGUAGAUGUACGCAGUUUUUCUCCUGUUGAUAUGAUACUGAUAACAAAAUGCUCUUAACAAUUAAAGACAAUAAAAACCCUGAAAAACACUCUCGUCGUGAGUAUUUUCAAACUUUUGGGAGAUUAUGGUUACCACCUAUAAUGUUGUGUGGGGGAUCUAUACUUAAAGAAAGAGAUUCAAGCAUGUUUUUAAAAUAUUUUAAUCAUUCUUUCAGAGGCAACAAGAAUAUGAACAUUUGGACUGCUGGGCCACCACCAGUGUUUGUCUGUUUUAACCUCUCCCCUAUAGCUAUUAUACUAAGGAUGAGUCCCAAAUGGCACCCUAUUGGGCUCUAGUCAAAACUAGUGCACUAUAUAGUGAUUAGAGUGCCAUUUGGGACACAGUCUCACUCUCCCGCAGAGCAAAGAAUAAGAGCCGCGACACCGGAGGGUUUUUGAAAAGUUUAUUUUGUGAAAUAGCGGAGGAGAAAAAUGAAUUAAGACAUAGGGGAGAGUGAGUUUUGAUGGCCAGUCUAGAGCAAAGCCAGUCACCUCUGCUGGCCCAAUCCAGGCAGCAAGUAAGGGAUGGAAUGGGUAGCUCCUCCCUACCCCCUUUCCUUCACCGACCCACGGUGGAGAGGCAUACCCCGCCAAGAUGGCGGGGGACAAGACAACAAGAGCAUCUGCUGUUUGGUGGUUGAAAAGAAAGGACAGCUUCUAAUGGAGGAGAAUAGAGAGCCGAGAGUCGAAGGUCGGAGUCAGACCCAAAAAAAAGA